Molecule: messenger RNA, 843 nt
Organism: Rotaria sp. Silwood2
Lineage: Eukaryota; Metazoa; Rotifera; Eurotatoria; Philodinida; Philodinidae
Source: the annotation of a GenBank genome assembly
UAGUAUUAGCUCUGAUUCUAUUAAGUACUUGGACAAGUACGAACAUCACAUAAUGCCCAAAACACCUGUACUUUCGCUGCAAGUUAGUUAGCUGUAAUAAUUCCCAAGUACUUGCAGAAUAGUACUUUUGAACAUUCAAGCAAGAGCUUGUUUCUUACUUGAGUGCUUGCCAAAAAUGAAGCGUGUUGUGGAUAUUAUCUGUGAAAGCACUUGAUCAUAUAUUCGACCCAAACCCAUCAUCUAGUGUUCCAACAAUCAAUUAAAUCCAUUUGUAUUCAAAAUCAUGUUUUAGAUUCUACUUGUUUCAUUUAAAUAAAAGAAAAGAAAAUGAUCCAACUAGUACUCAUGAUCUUGCUUCUGCCAAUCGUAAGUAGCGGUAUCAUCAACAAACAUGACUGUAGUAUCUGUGCCGGUUCAACGUAUCAAAUAAAAAUAUCCAUUGGCGAUGGUCAAUACGCCUAUGAAGUUUUUGUUCUUCAAGAGGACCAUACAGUUGUAGCAAUUGAUAGUUCACAAAGUGGUACUACUUCAGGAAGCACACUCGCAACUCUCCCGUUUACUGCCUCGAUUGGAAAAUGGAGUUGUUGUGAAAGAAAUAAAGUUAAGCUUCAAGUUCUUGAUUAUAAUCUUCCGGUACUUGGUAAUACAACUCCAGGUUCAAUAGCUCUUGUUACUACCGUUUUGACUGUCACAAAUCAUGGUCAAAAUGUGAAAGGAACACUCGGAUUCUCAAACUAUCCGCUCGGUGUUAAUCCAACUGCUGCCAAUGCCAAACCAAUUGCGGGACAAACGUUCGGACCAUUCGAUGUCUCUGGUGAACGAAUCAAUUUCUCUACACACUAG